AAAAGAGCGCGCCUUUCUCUCUCUCUCUCUCUUACUUUCUCGGUCUAUCGGUUUCAGGGUCACGCUUGUGAAACACCUUGUGGUGUUGAGGAUAAAAAGGAAAGAGCUGCUUCAAGCACAGAUCUCAUUCAGCUCAUUAAUGGCGCUCCCCCCUUCCUCUCUCCCAUUGAAAUCACCGCAACUAAUUUCAAUUCAGUUUCCAAAUCAACUUCAUUAUCGACCCUAAUCAAUGCCCCUCCUCUCCUAUUCCGCCAUUGCCAAACAAGACAGAAGAAAAUUCAGACGAGAGGAAAUGGGAAGAAGUCGAAGAAGAAGAAGAAGAAGCAGAGCGAGGACUGACUUUUCCGCCAUGGAGAAUGAAGUUGAUGUUAUCGAGUGGAUAGUGAAGAAACUUAAUUGAAAGGAAGAAGCUUUCAAUUAAUCAUGUUAUUUAUGGAUAAUUUGUGAUUUGCUUCAAUUUUUUUGAGUUUUCUAGAUUGGUGUUGAACAAUUUGUAUAGUUAAUUUGUGAUUUGUUUGAAUUUUCUAGAAUGGUGUUUUAUAUAUGGAUAAUUUGUAUUGAGAGAUUGAUAUUUGACUUUAAUUUUGAUAGGAACUUGUUAUUGUAAAUUUUUUACAACAAAAACCCGUGGGUAC
Molecule: messenger RNA, 635 nt
Organism: Linum tenue
Lineage: Eukaryota; Viridiplantae; Streptophyta; Magnoliopsida; Malpighiales; Linaceae
Source: the annotation of a GenBank genome assembly